Molecule: messenger RNA, 1206 nt
Organism: Aspergillus pseudotamarii
Lineage: Eukaryota; Fungi; Ascomycota; Eurotiomycetes; Eurotiales; Aspergillaceae
Product: S-adenosyl-L-methionine-dependent methyltransferase
Exons: 3
Coding region: 1-1206 (401 amino acids)
Molecular function (GO): O-methyltransferase activity
Source: RefSeq, a predicted model, not a curated record
AUGGCCUCUAUUCCGUCUUCCUGCAGCCUCAUGGAGCUGGCGAACCUUAUCUCCCAGUCAAUCCCAAUGCUGCGGGAUGAGUCUCCUAAGCACGCACAUAACGCCCGUGAAAACGUGAUUGACGCCUGUCGCAGGAUGCUGACCCUCGUAGCAAGCCCUGCUGAGAUGCUCAAAGAGAUGGCUUUGAUUGACAGACAGAACCUCGCAUCCUUGCAGGUCAUCAACCACUACCAGAUCGCGUCCAUCGUUCCUCUCGAUGGAAAUAUCCGUAUAUCGGAACUCGCCAAUAAGUGUGGGCUGGCGGUGGACAUUCUACACCGGAUCUUGCGACAGGCCAUGACCUACGGUGCAUUCAGCGAGCCGGAGCCUGGCUGUAUUGCGCAGACAGAUGUCUCGAGGGAGAUACCUCGGUUGUCUCCGCUGCUUACUUACCAGCUUGACGUUUGUUUGCCCUCCAUGGUCCGGCUUCUGGAUUGGUUGAAGGACGUCGAUGAAGGACACACGUGCGCAUAUCAGAUAGCUCAUAACACCAAGGAUACCUGGUGGUCGUCUGCUUCCAAGAAGCCCGAACUGAUCGAGAAUUACGGAAGGUAUAUGGCAUUGAUUACAAGUGGUGGGGCCCACGAUGUGAGUUACCUUCUGAGGGGCUUCGCCUGGGAGGAACUGGGAGACGCCAUUGUCGUAGAUGUUGGCGGUGCGGAUGGAUUCGUCGGAAUUAGCCUCGCAGAGGAGUAUCCUAACCUAGCCGUGAUCGUGGAGGACAAUGUCGGGCUGAAAGAUAGUGCCGAUGACAAGAUCCCCCAUCAUUUGAAGUCAAGGGUGGUCUUCUUACCUCACUCGUUUUUCAAGCCUCAAUCGGCAUUAAGCCGCGAUGCGGAUGUGUUCAUCUUGAGACACAUUCUGCACGAUUGGAAUGACAAGGAUUGCUGGGCCAUUCUGCAGGUUCUUGUUGAUAGCAUGAAGCCGGGAGCCUCCAUCCUCGUGGCAGAGCAAAUUCUUCAAAGCCCUGGGGCUGCGACUUGGCAGCGUGAGCGAGUCAUGAGAGCAUUAGAUAUGCAGAUGAUGAUCCAGUUCGGAAGCAAGGAGAGAGCCUUCGAGGACUGGAAUGCAUUGUUUCUGUCCGUCAAUCCACCCUUAGACAUUGUAAAUUGCGUGCACCCAGACGGCAGUGCGGACUCUUUCAUGGAACUGAAGAAGAGAGCAUGA